Molecule: messenger RNA, 2462 nt
Organism: Phaeodactylum tricornutum CCAP 1055/1
Lineage: Eukaryota; Bacillariophyta; Bacillariophyceae; Surirellales; Neidiaceae
Exons: 1
Coding region: 184-2268 (694 amino acids)
Source: RefSeq, a predicted model, not a curated record
ACGAGAAGUAGCUCUGGAGGUUCAAAUGCGCUCCACGCUGAUACAACAUGUGCCAGGGAUUGUUGCUGGAAUGAUAUCGUCCGUUCGCUCAGUCAAAUAGCCCUUUUGUAGCGUCGUCCAUUUCGAUUUGAAUGCCGUGGAUACUCACGAUACAACCCUUGUCUUUUUUCCACCUAUUGCGGAAUGAACUAUCGCAGUCUGCCUCAUAAUCUCGGCUACGCUUGGGACUCGGGCACUCUUCACUCUCUGAGAAAUAUGCUACCAAUGCACGUAACGAUGUCAAGUCCUCCCAACGAUCUGCGUAACGUGUCUGACGAUCGCAUCAAUCUUCAAGAUAUUCGUCAUUCCCGUACUGAGCUACGAUACGAAACCACGAUGGAUGGAGAUGUUGCAUUUGUCCAUCCUUCUACUUCCUAUGAAGAUUCCAUUGAUCGUUCGAAGACGCCAACACAUUCUCAUUUCAAGCCCCAGGACUGGCAGGCAAGAAGCCCUAUUGGUGACUCGAAGGAGAGUGAUCACGAACUCCGUAACCCUUCUUCACCACCCAAAGAGGAGCGUCGUAGACCUCGCCAUGAGCGAAAUUUAUCGGCACAAUUUUUUGAAUCGACCUCUUUGAGUGACCGCGAGCCUGACAUGUUCAAGGACGAGGGCGACGCCCUGACUGGGCGGAAGCACCGCCGCAUGUUCUCCGGGGGUGUCAGUAAUCCUCCACAAGCCCAUCGACGAAUGAACUCCAUCGGAAACUCGCACGCUGUCCAACGUCAACAUCACCAUCGAGUCAAUAGCGCAGGCUUGGAUAUUCUGUCUGCAGCUGUAGCUGUCACCAAGGACGAACUCGAAGGUGCCACAGGAGGCCCUAUACCCGUGGCACCGUGGGAUCCGCCGCACCAACAAGAGCGACCGUCUAUUGGACAAGUAUCGACGGGUUCGUUUGAGCAGCCAUAUUCCGCUCACCACGUAGGCAUGAACCCUCCCCCACAACGACGUGCAGAUUCUCACCCACACCGACAACGUUACAUGCAACAGCAGCCACCACCACCAUCAAGCGGUCCGUAUCAUUCCCACUACCAAGGUUAUCAUCCGCAUCAUUCCUAUCCGUACUACCAGCAGGUUGGAUAUCCCGCACCCCCAAACCAUUCACCGCCGCCGCACGAAUAUCCCGAACAAUAUUCGCAACGCCAUGGAAUGUACAGAAGCUAUCCUUCACAGGAGCCGCACCCGGGCGCAAAUAGAUCUAGCCAAGGUCGCAAUACUCCACCGACUCCUCCGGAGUGGAGCCGACAUUCAUCGACUCAGGGAUCUCAGACUUUUGUGACAGCCAUGGCUGUAGGGACUGGCAAUCGCACGAUGCAUGCUUCGAGUACGCUCAAAAAUGCCGGUACGAAUACGGAAGAACGGCCUCCCUCCGAGGUACGGCACCACCGCAAAAUGUCAUCCUUAACGAGUCUAGGAACGAUCCUUGGUUCAUCUGUUUUCCCUGGUAAUGCUACGGAGCCAGUCCCGAAGGGACGUCACCAUCGUCAGACUUCUUCAAGUGUCUCGUUCCUCCAAGGCAUCGAUGUUGGACUAGAAGGCAACGACGCUGUAUUUUUGCGAAACCUACAAGCGUCCAACUCGCUAAAUCCGCAUUAUGGAACCUCUAUUCCGGAGGGACUAUCGGAUCACGAUGACGAUCCUGAUUCAAAAUCUUCUAUGCACGGGUCUCGGUUAGCUUCUGGCGGUACAAGCAAACGAGUUCGUCGCAAAUGUACGGUGGCCAACUGUCCGAAUCGUGUUGUACAGGGCGGUCGCUGCAUAACCCACGGAGCUAAGCGCAAAACCUGCAGACACCCGGGCUGUCCCAAGAAUGUCAAAAAGGCAGGCCUCUGCAGCACCCAUGGCCCCGCCCGGAAAAGGUGUGAGGCUCCGGGAUGUGAGAAGGUUGCCGUGCAGGCAGGAAGAUGUAUCGCGCACGGUGCAAAAAAGAAGCUUUGCGUUGUAGAGAACUGUACAAAGCAAGCUAUCCUAUGCGGUAUGUGCAAGAAGCAUCACGAUCGGAGCUCAGCCGAUGGACGUCGUGGGGACUCGACCGCCGAAAGUGACUCCUCGCAACAGUAUUGCCAGGAAGUGCCGCCUGUCCCACGGGUCAAACCGGGUCACACUCGAGGACUUUCCAUUUUUCAAGAAAUUUCUGCCGAUACUGUUCAGCAUAUUUUGGAAGACACGACAACCCCGACCGGAACCAUUUCAGCAGAGCAAGAAACUCAGCCCCGAUCGUCUGCCUGGUAAAACGCUGACUUUGUCAGCGACACACUUGUAUUUUAUGGCGUGACAAGCAACGCAAGUUCCGACGUGGCUUAAUGAGGACGUUGGGAUAAGUAUCCGAGCAACCCUACUUUCAAAUUUGACACACGGUCUCGCUAGCAAUUUUCCCUCUCCUAUUCCUAUCUGAAGUAUUCAAAUAAUUCAAAAGUGACUUGUGU